AUGAGCACCCAGUCUGGCCAGUCCUCGCGUGAGGGCUCUGUUGCGCAGCCAAGGCGACAUAUCAUCAAGGCAUGCGAGGGCUGCCGACAGCAGAAAAUCAAAUGCAAUGGAGAGUCGCCGUGUGAGCGAUGCGCCCGGUUGUCGCUGCCGUGCUCGGUGCGGACAGUGGCGCGACAGCGUCGAAAACUGACGCUGACCAAGACGCCGCAGAAGCAGGCUGGACAUGAGAAUUCAGAGCUGCUGCAGAUGGCGCUUAGGCCGGUCAGGGUUACGAACGAGGUGACGGGCAAGACUGCUAUAUACGGGCCGACGUCCACCGUGGCGCUGCUCCAUCUGCUAGCCUCCCAUAAGCAGGAUUACCCUUUACCAAUCACGAACUAUGGGGGUUCUGUGGAUACUGGUCUCUCGCUUGAGGGCUUCAACUUCAAUCGCCUUGUCGUUGAGCCGUACAAUCUUCCAACACCUGGGCUCUCCCUGACGCCGCCGCUGUGCCUCACGAGCAUCCCAAAUCAAGUCCUCCAGUUCUUUCUCAGCAGAUAUGUCGGCACCGCCUGGGCCAUCCUGCCUAUGCAAUCACCGGCGCAGUUGGGCUCGCUGUUCUCAUCCGCGUACACAGCAUUCAGCCAUAAUGGCCCGCCGCCGCCGUUAUACCCCCUCCUGUUGUACCAGCUCGCGAUGGGAUCACUGUCUACGAUGCAGGGGGAGUUGGCAGAUGUCCUAGCUCAAGAGAGUGACCUUUUCAUCUCUGCGGGCGUGCAUCUCCCAGACGCUCUAGACCUCCAAUUAAGCAUUAUCAUGCUUCAGUACUGCAAUGAGAUAGGCAACUUCGACAAGGCAUAUUCUAUGCUGGGACACAUAGCAACCAAGAUCUUCUCGGCGGGCUUCCAUAUGGAACCUUGCGCUUCCGAGAUAACCCAAAUGAUUCACAUCCUCCUUCGAACAGAGAGUUUCGUCUGCAUCGCAGUCGGUCGACCUCCAUUAAUCAGCCCCAACAUUCAAAUAUCGAACAACAACGAAAGCGCAGACGGGAAAUUCUUCUCCGGCCUAUUCCGCAUCAUAACAGCAAUGUUAUGCGCACAGCGAAACCCGACUGUGGACUUCGACGACCUCUGGCAGUCAAUAUGGUCGACGCAUGCUCGACUACGAUCGUACUGGGAGGAGCAUGAACCGAUGUUACGAUCUGAGCAUGCAGACCCCAACCGGCCGUGGAAUGUUGAUGAGGCGGUGACGCUUAAUGCUACUUUAUACGAAUAUGCCAUCCUGAUGAAUCUGAAGCCCAUUCUGCUGUACAUCGGGCAUAGGAGCUCACCACCAGAGAAAGAGCGCGGAGGGGCGACAACACAGCUAGUAAUUUCUAGGAGGUCGCCGUUAUCGAAAAUAACAAAAGACGACGAAAAUGUCGCAACGGCCUGCGAACAUAUCCUCACGUCCGCAAAGACAAUAAUCGCCAAUAUCGCAGAAGUCCGGCAGCGCGGGUCCGUUGCAAAGGAUUUGCCCAUGAAUUCAUUCUUCCUUGAAACGGCAUGUACAUCGCUGAUUGCUUACGGAGUCUGGCAUGAAACCCCGGCUGCAGUGUGGGACAGCAUAGAGCUCGGCGUGCGGUGCAUGGAAGAUUUACAGUACCAGAAAGCAUCGGCUCAGAGACUCCAGUCUGUCAGGACCGCGAUUGAGCGAUCUGGUCUGGGGCAGUGGUGA
Molecule: messenger RNA, 1695 nt
Organism: Aspergillus puulaauensis
Lineage: Eukaryota; Fungi; Ascomycota; Eurotiomycetes; Eurotiales; Aspergillaceae
Product: Zn(II)2Cys6 transcription factor
Exons: 5
Coding region: 1-1695 (564 amino acids)
Biological process (GO): positive regulation of transcription from RNA polymerase II promoter by galactose
Cellular component (GO): nucleus
Molecular function (GO): zinc ion binding; RNA polymerase II cis-regulatory region sequence-specific DNA binding; DNA-binding transcription factor activity, RNA polymerase II-specific
Source: RefSeq, a predicted model, not a curated record